UAAUAAGCACUGACAGGCCGGAAUCCAUGGCCGACAGCAAGACGACCAAAGAUAAUGUAAACGGGUCGGCGGAGAGCGUAGAGGAGCUGGAGAAAAAGUACGGUCCGUACGUUAGGCACGAUUGCUACGGGGUUAUGGGACGCGGCGAGCUUCCUUGGACUGAGAAGGCUUUGCUGGCGAUCGCGCUGGUGGUUCUGCUGCCUCUGAGAGUGGCGGCGGCCACCACGUUCGUGGUGAUUUGCAACUUGUCGUGUCGGAUUGCUACGGCGUUUUGGUCUCCCGGCGGGGAGGACGAUGAUUAUGCGCAUUUGAGCGGUUGGAGACGGAGUAUCAUUAUGCGGGCCUCCAAGUUUGCUGGCAGAGCGUUGCUCUUUUCCUUCGGGUUUUAUCGGAUUCAUGAAACGCACCGGGAACAUUGUGUUACCCGUGCAAAUUCAAAUGACCAGGAGCAGAGUAAAGAAGGUGAAAGGGCUGGGGUGAUAGUGUCGAAUCAUAUAUCUUAUGUGGACAUCUUGUACCAUAUGUCUUCUUCUGCUGCCAGCUUCGUUGCCAAGGAAUCAGUGGCUAAUCUUCCUCUUGUCGGCCUCGUCAGCAAGUGCCUUGGGUGUAUCUAUGUCAAGCGAGAGGACAAGUCAUCGCAACUUAAAGGUGUAUCAGGGAUGGUAAACAAAAGAAUUCAGGAAGCUCACCAAAGCAAGUCUUCCCCAAUGAUGGUGCUUUUUCCAGAAGGCACAACUACAAAUGGAGACUUUCUCCUUCCAUUCAAGACUGGUGCAUUUUUGUCAAAAGCUCCAGUGCGUCCUGUCAUCAUACGAUAUACUUACCAGAGACUUAGCCCUGCCUGGGAUUCCAUAUCAGGGGCUAGGCAUUUGAUUCUUCUUCUCUGUCAAUUUGUAAAUAAUAUGGAAGUGAUCUGGUUACCAGUAUACUAUCCCUCACAACAAGAAAAGGAUGAUCCUAAACUUUAUGCAGAAAAUGUCCGAAAAUUUAUGGCUGAUGAGGGUUGUCUGAUUCUCUCGGACAUUGGAUUGGCUGAGAAACGGGAAUACCAUGCUGCUCUCAAUGGUAACAAAAGCACGCCUAGUGUUUAUCAUAAAAAAGACGAGUGAUAAAAACAUGGCUUCACCUUGAAAAGAUUGUGGCCGGAUCCUAGUUGCACUAGAACAUAUAAAACAACAAAGUAUACAUUUCGUAGUGUACUUAAGUGCAAUAAUAGUACCUUUCAGAUGAGAGUAUUAUGACACUGCUGUUAGAACUUAUUGCCAGUGUUUUGAGACAACAUUAAUCCAAACCCUUUCCUUUUCCUUA
This is a messenger RNA of Ipomoea triloba (trilobed morning glory), 1308 nucleotides long. Its product is annotated as lysophospholipid acyltransferase LPEAT1-like. NCBI's taxonomy places the organism in Eukaryota, Viridiplantae, Streptophyta, Magnoliopsida, Solanales, Convolvulaceae. The record is from RefSeq and is a predicted model, not a curated record. Gene Ontology annotation, molecular function: lysophosphatidylethanolamine acyltransferase activity. The transcript is spliced from 8 exons. Gene Ontology annotation, cellular component: endoplasmic reticulum. Gene Ontology annotation, biological process: phospholipid metabolic process. Bases 27 to 1109 code for a protein of 360 amino acids.